Penicillium maclennaniae is the source of this 1041-nucleotide messenger RNA. RefSeq lists its product as uncharacterized. Bases 1 to 1041 code for a protein of 346 amino acids. Gene Ontology annotation, molecular function: DNA-binding transcription activator activity, RNA polymerase II-specific. Gene Ontology annotation, biological process: regulation of transcription by RNA polymerase II. Lineage: Eukaryota; Fungi; Ascomycota; Eurotiomycetes; Eurotiales; Aspergillaceae. The record is from RefSeq and is a predicted model, not a curated record. The transcript has a single exon.
AUGACCGACCUCGUUCCUAGAUCUGCCCCCCUCAAGGAAGAAGAUGCCGAAUCGUCACCGUCACCGUCAACGACAACGACAACCUCGACUCCAACGCCGUCGAAUGUGCAGGAAACUUUGUAUCUGCACGAUCUCGAGUUGAUGAUGUACUGGUGUACAACGACGUACCGGUCGAUGGCCCGCGAUAAUGUGGCGGAGGCGCUGUGGCAGACGGUGAUCCCCCAAUUAUCGCUACGCUUCCCGUCCCUGCGUCAUGGGCUGCUGGCCCUAUCGGCGCUCCAACUAGCGGGGAUCAGUACCAGCCCGGGCCGCAAAUGGCGUUAUCUGGUCUCGGCCCGCGAGCAUCAAAGUCAUGCUCUCGCAGGCAUUUCGCUGGACGGAGUGCAGGACCUCACUAAUGCGCAAUGCAAUGCCACUUUUGCGCUUUGCGCGGUUUUGCUGGUCUUUGCAUAUGCAUAUUGCUUGAUCGAUGACGAAACGGGAGAUCAUGACGAACAGCCGGAUGUUCUAGACGAGUUUCUCGAGGUGUUUGAGCUCACGCGCUGGCUGGUCAGCGCAAUGAUGAUGACCAUGGACCGAGUGGCAGCUGGCGAGUUGUAUCCACUCGUAAGUCCCGAGAAAACUCGGCCGACCAUGCCAGAUAUGUCCCAACUGGUGGUGUCAAGUCUGCGCCGGCAGAACGAGAGCGAGUCCCAACUCGACCCGACCCAUGAGAAGGAGGUGUACGACCAGGCGAUUGACUAUCUGCGGAGCGCACUCGAGCAGCUGAUGAAUGGAGGCGAGCCGAAGGACUUUGCUUUUUGCUGGGCCUUUCGCAUCCCCGUCAGGUACCAAGAGCUGGUGCGCGAGCGGAAACCAUUUGCUCUCGUAGUUUUGGCCCAUUACGCCGUCAUCCUGCACCAUCUGCGCGAUUCCUGGUGGAUGGGAGAUUGGGGCAUUCGUAUUCUUCGCCUUGUCGAUGCCUGUCUCGACCCGCAGUUCCGUCAUUUGAUUAGCUGGCCUAUCGAUGCCACAGGCGGGUACUUUUUUGUUGAGGAGUGA